Messenger RNA from Phlebotomus argentipes, 1205 nucleotides. Its product is annotated as IQ and ubiquitin-like domain-containing protein. Gene Ontology annotation, cellular component: acrosomal vesicle; motile cilium. Lineage: Eukaryota; Metazoa; Arthropoda; Insecta; Diptera; Psychodidae. The record is from RefSeq and is a predicted model, not a curated record. The coding region runs from base 166 to 873 and encodes 235 amino acids. Gene Ontology annotation, biological process: cilium assembly. The transcript has a single exon.
CGUUGCUAUGAUAUCGAUUACAACAAUUAAAUCAAUAUAAACACUCACAGAACUCAGAGUUCAGCGGAGAAAGAAGGAAAGGAAAAAAAAGCCCUCUAGCAUCAUCAGUGACAGCCAAUUUAGAGACCCACCCAGAGUGUUUUUUCAGGUCACUGCAGCUGCAGAAUGUCCACAACAUCGGACACAUCCACUGAGACAUCAACCACAAGCUCCAGCAGCAGCGAAUCCCACACCACUGACGCCCAGGAGGACGUCCAUGAGGAGGCAGCCGAAGGACGUGCCUCCAGUCUCACAUAUCGCGAUGUCACAGUGAAAUUUCAGAUAAGUGAAAGUCAAAUUGUCGCACAUGUCUAUGACAUACGCAUUACAAUUGCCGAAGUGAAGUGUGACAUGGGCAGCAAGUUCCACAUUCCCCCCAAUUGUCUCACAAUCCGACAGCGCGGCGCUCCCAUAGACGACACCGACACGCUUCAGCAUCUCACUCGCAACGACUUUGGCAUCAUUGAGGUGCACCUGCACCUCACCGAUGCCGCACGCGAGGCGAAGAUGCUCCUGGAUCUCGGCACUUACUACAGCCACUUCACGCUGCCGGAAAUAAUCACCGUUCACAUCGUCAAUGAGGAUCCUCAGGAGGGCGAAGCAAGAGUGCGUGAAGUCCUCGUGGAGAUUGAGAAUAGAUCAAUUGUCAAGCCCUUCCUCGGUGGCUUCCGAAAUUCAAAGACAGGCCUUGAAUUUCAUCAUGCUUUCUCCCAAACUGGACCGCCAAGCGACAGCAUUCGAUAUGACGGCAGGACAACAAGAGAGACACAAACUAUCAUUCAGAAAUCCUGCUCACAUGUAAAUAUAUUCAGUCAAAUUACGACUGUCGUAUGAGUUUCCCACAGACUAUUGCAAGACAGUCCAAGCAUGUCACACGACAAAAACCCAAACAAUUCACAAGUGUCCAAACUCUAAUAGAAUACACUUCUCUUCUAGCUUUCAUGUUAAAUUAUUUGAUAAUAAUGUGAUAUUAAACAAACAGCGCAUAGGAUAAUUCCAAUGAUUCACGAAGGACUGUCCAUAAUUUGUAACUGUAUUGUGGCUACUGCGGAAUUUUCUCAGAAGAAACAUAAUUUUCGUCCAGACUUCUCAUUAAUUCACUGCAUUGGAAACGGCACGCGAUAUCGAUCGACACUUUGAGAGAUUCGUCUGUAUUUUAUUUCAUU